CGCCUAUAUAUACUCUCUAACUGAUCAGAAUCAUCCCUGCUUUGUAAACUCUUCUCUUUGUCCGGCCGCAGCAUUCACUCAUCUAAAGGUUAGAUCCAGAAGAUUUCGUAAUAAUUUAUGAAUUCCGCGGAUAUAGAUACAAGAAUUUCAUGUUGUCUCUAAAUUUAACCAUGUUUUCUUUGUGAAUCAAGCUGUUCGCUUUGUAUUUAUUUAGAUAGUAGCGGAAAUGGUGUUUAAGUACGCGUAUCUCCUGAAUCUUUGUUUAUAUUGAACCUCUAGAUCCUUACUCAUCGAGAUCUUUGUUACUCGCGCUAUUACUAAGUCAGAGUUAUUGUUGAGAUUUUCUCUGUAUUCCUUGUUCUGAAAGUCUAGAGUAUUGUAAAUCUGUGGUUGAUUUUAAAUAGAUGUGUGAGAACUAACUAUUUUGAAGAUCUCGAUGUCUUUUGUUAUCUCAUCUCUGUUUGUAAGUUAUAUUUUUCACUGGAAUGAUUUGGUUGUAAUCCAUAUUGAGAAUUAGUCUGGAGUAAUGUCAAUAUAUGGUUAAUUUUAAUUUGAUGUGUAAGAUUUGCCUGUUCGGAAGAUUUGGGUGUCGUUUGUUAUGUCAUCGAAGUCACAAAAUAUUUUUCAAACACUGUAUAGUAAUACGAUAUUGUAGACUUUGAAUGGCAUUUGGUGAAAGGUUCUUUUAUAUAAUUCUACAUGUAGUCUAUUUGUUGUUGGUCAAGUUAUUAAUUGGAAAACAUGAUCACAAUCUGCAACUCUAUUUUAAUUUCUAUUUGUUUACAGGUACCAUAAUCCACCAUGGGUAAGGAAAAGGUUCACAUCAGCAUUGUUGUCAUUGGCCAUGUCGACUCUGGGAAGUCAACCACCACAGGCCAUUUGAUCUACAAGUUGGGAGGUAUUGACAAACGUGUGAUUGAGAGGUUUGAGAAGGAGGCAGCUGAGAUGAACAAGAGGUCCUUCAAGUAUGCAUGGGUUCUUGACAAACUCAAGGCUGAACGUGAGCGUGGUAUCACAAUUGAUAUCGCUUUGUGGAAGUUUGAGACCACAAAGUACUACUGCACUGUCAUUGAUGCUCCUGGACAUCGUGACUUCAUCAAGAACAUGAUUACUGGAACCUCUCAGGCUGAUUGUGCUGUUUUGAUCAUUGAUUCCACCACCGGUGGUUUUGAAGCUGGUAUUUCCAAGGACGGUCAGACCCGUGAACAUGCUUUGCUUGCUUUCACUCUUGGUGUGAAGCAAAUGAUUUGCUGCUGCAACAAGAUGGAUGCCACAACCCCGAAGUAUUCGAAGGCUAGGUAUGAGGAGAUUGUCAAGGAAGUGUCAUCCUACCUGAAGAAGGUCGGAUACAACCCUGACAAGGUCCCCUUUGUCCCAAUCUCUGGUUUUGAGGGUGACAACAUGAUUGAAAGGUCAACAAACCUUGACUGGUACAAGGGACCAACCCUUCUUGAGGCUCUAGACCAGGUCAACGAGCCCAAGAGGCCAUCUGACAAGCCCCUCCGUCUACCUCUUCAGGAUGUCUACAAGAUUGGUGGCAUUGGUACUGUACCUGUCGGCCGUGUUGAGACAGGUGUGAUUAAGCCCGGUAUGUUGGUCACUUUUGGGCCAACUGGUCUGACAACUGAAGUGAAGUCUGUUGAGAUGCAUCAUGAGUCUCUUCCAGAGGCACUUCCUGGUGACAACGUGGGAUUCAAUGUUAAGAAUGUUGCCGUCAAGGAUAUCAAGCGUGGCUAUGUUGCAUCGAAUUCCAAAGAUGACCCUGCCAAGGAAGCUGCCAAUUUCACUGCACAGGUCAUCAUCAUGAACCACCCUGGUCAGAUAGGAAAUGGUUAUGCCCCAGUUCUCGACUGCCACACUUCCCACAUUGCUGUCAAGUUCUCUGAGAUAUUGACUAAAAUUGAUAGACGGUCUGGUAAGGAGCUUGAGAAGGAGCCGAAGUUCUUGAAAAAUGGGGAUGCUGGGAUGGUGAAGAUGGUUCCCACCAAGCCCAUGGUUGUGGAGACCUUUGCUGAGUACCCGCCUCUUGGGCGUUUUGCAGUGAGGGACAUGCGGCAAACUGUUGCUGUUGGAGUCGUCAAGAGUGUGGAGAAGAAAGAGCCUUCUGGAGCUAAGAUUACCAAGGCCGCCGCGAAAAAGAAAUGAAUUGUGUUUUUGCUUCCUCCAAAUGUGUUGCUUUGGUCAAUGAGUUGUCUUUUACUACCUCGUUUGUUUGGUGCCCAUUUUCAGAAUUGGGUUCUGGAUAGGCGAUGGAGAGACUUUACUUUUCUGUUGGACUUCGUUUUCUGAGUUUUUAGUAUUGGGUGCCCCUUGCUAUCUUUAAUUUAGUGGCUCAGAGAGUCGGAGUUUUGUUUUCAUUCAGUUUGUGUUGGACUUUAAUGGAAAUGUAAUUCUGCUUUCCUAGCUUAUACUCUGUAUGUUAUAAUGUGUAUGUUUGAGCUGUGUUGUUCAUGAAGGACAUAUUUCGUGUAUUCUUAUAUUUAGGGGAGGCGGGUGGAAGUACAACAAGUCAAUAACUUAACAUGCUAGGAAAGUGCCGAGUUUAAUGUCCAUCGCAAUCUUUAUAACUAUAAGAAAUUAGGAACGAUAAACAAAUCUACCAAUAAUAACAAUGCAAGUGAGCUUUGGUGGAUGCACACUAGUGACACUACUACACUUGUGAUACCAUUUUGAAAAAUUCCG
Molecule: messenger RNA, 2682 nt
Organism: Cuscuta epithymum
Lineage: Eukaryota; Viridiplantae; Streptophyta; Magnoliopsida; Solanales; Convolvulaceae
Source: the annotation of a GenBank genome assembly